AACUGAGGGAGGUAUAUGCGAGCUCCGCCUUCCUGUCCUGGGUUAAACAUGGUUAGUUCAGCACUCCAAGAACUCGUAUUUCUCUUAUCAAUUUUUGCCCACUAACUCUCUGUUAACCUUGAUUCAUAGGCUGGGUGCGUUUUCUUUUUUCCAGAUUAUAGCCAAUGUUCGCCGCUGAUGCUGUUCUUUAUCUAUGGAGAAACAUGGCCAAGAUGCCUCUCUUUGUGUUCUUCAAGGACGCAAGGAGUGUUUUCAGGAAGGAUGAGUUGGGGCUGGAAAUAGCACAAAUUGCAAUUCCUGCAGCACUUGCUUUAGCAGCAGACCCUAUUGCUUCUUUAAUUGACACAGCAUUCAUUGGCCAUAUAGGCCCUGUGGAGCUUGCUGCUGUUGGGGUUUCUAUUGCUGUUUUCAAUCAAGUGUCCAAGAUUGCCAUAUUCCCACUUGUUAGUAUCACAACUUCUUUUGUUGCUGAGGAAGAUGCUACUGGAGGAUUGACUACUGAAGACCAUGAAGAUGCAAAACUUCAAGGUGGUUUUGCUGUCAAUAAAGAAAUGGAAGAGCUGUUACCUCAAGCUGAGUCCACAUACAAAUCAUCAUCCGUGAGCAGUAAUUACACCAAAAGGGAAUAUGAGAGAAGGCAUAUUCCAUCUGCUUCUUCUGCUUUGCUCGUUGGUUGUGUUCUUGGCAUAAUCCAAACUUUAUUCCUCACCUUUUCUGCUAAACCAAUCUUGAGCUACAUGGGUGUAAAUUAUGAUUCUCCGAUGCUAAUACCAGCGGAACGAUACUUGAUAUUGAGGUCACUCGGUGCUCCUGCUGUUCUCCUUUCCUUGGCAAUGCAAGGGGUUUUUCGAGGAAUUAAGGAUACAAAAACUCCUUUAUAUGCUACUGUUAUUGGAGAUGCGGCAAACAUUGUAUUAGAUCCCAUAUUUAUAUUUGUAUUCCGAAUGGAUGUCAGUGGUGCAGCCAUUGCACAUGUCAUUUCUCAGUACUUAAUCUCUAUAAUACUGUUAUGGAAAUUAAUUAAACAUGUUGAUCUACUAUCACCAAGCAUGGAAGACCUCCAAAUUGGCCGGUUUCUCAAAAAUGGGUGUCUUCUCCUCGUAAGAGUAAUAGCUGCAACAGCCUGUGUCACUCUGGCAGCAUCAUUGGCUACAAGGCACGGAUCUACAUCAAUGGCUGCAUUUCAGGUUUCCUUGCAGAUUUGGUUGGCGACCUCUUUGCUUGCUGAUGGUCUGGCUGUGGCUGGACAGGCAAUCCUAGCAAGUGCAUUUGCAAAGAAGGAUUAUGACAAAGCCACAGCCACAGCUUCUCGUGUAUUACAGUAUGCUUUGGUCCUAGGUGUAGUGCUCUCAAUCAUCCUUUCAGUUGGAUUACAGUUUGCUUCGAGAUUGUUUACAAAAGACGCCAGUGUUUUGCACCUUAUUAGUGUGGGCAUCCCGUUUGUUGCAGCAACUCAACCAAUCAAUGUUUUGGCCUUUGUUUUUGAUGGAGUCAACUAUGGAGUGUCAGAUUUUGCAUAUUCCGCUUACUCAAUGGUUUUGGUGGCAAUUAUAAGCAUUCUUUGCUUAUUUACCCUAUCCUCAAGUCAUGGUUAUGUUGGCAUCUGGGUUGCGUUGGCCACUUUCAUGAGUUUGCGUGCAUUAGCUGGUUUUUUAAGGAUAGGAACUGGUAUGGGGCCUUGGAGGUUUCUUAAGAGCUGAUUAUUUCUCCAUCGGUUCAUCUAAUUAACAUUAUUUCAUAUUCUUAUCACUUUCAUGGCACUUGAAAGAAGGAGCUAAAAGUAUGAGUAUUUAUGGAGGAUGGCUCUACAUUUCUUCAUUUCCUUCCGCCAUGGUUGGUGUAUAAAUGUAAAUGCAAUGUGUGAAUUAAAACCUUGUCAUUGUUUAUGGACUUCCUCCUUCGUAUCCAUUUUCCAUGUGUUGUACAAGGAAAAGGUUGUGGCUCCUUUUGCCAUGGCGAUGCCAAGGAAGUACUGUCUGCCUAUAUCAAGGAACUACAUGAUUCUCAUUUGAUUUCUCGACAUUAAAGCGAAAUGGAUUCAUUACCACUUGAUUUUCUGACAUUAUAAAAAAUGAAUGUCUUGUUUUAUCCAA
Molecule: messenger RNA, 2093 nt
Organism: Populus trichocarpa (black cottonwood)
Lineage: Eukaryota; Viridiplantae; Streptophyta; Magnoliopsida; Malpighiales; Salicaceae
Product: protein DETOXIFICATION 42
Exons: 14
Coding region: 165-1700 (511 amino acids)
Biological process (GO): transmembrane transport
Cellular component (GO): membrane
Molecular function (GO): xenobiotic transmembrane transporter activity; antiporter activity
Source: RefSeq, a predicted model, not a curated record